Messenger RNA from Hordeum vulgare subsp. vulgare (domesticated barley), 1499 nucleotides. RefSeq names its product coniferyl alcohol acyltransferase-like. The coding region runs from base 18 to 1463 and encodes 481 amino acids. Lineage: Eukaryota; Viridiplantae; Streptophyta; Magnoliopsida; Poales; Poaceae. Gene Ontology annotation, molecular function: acyltransferase activity, transferring groups other than amino-acyl groups. The transcript is spliced from 2 exons. The record is from RefSeq and is a predicted model, not a curated record.
CAUAGUAGUUAUAAGUAAUGGCAGUGGCUAAGCAGUUUAAGGCAGAGCAUGACAUGACUAUCCAAGUCGUGAGCCGCCACGUCGUGAAAGCAUCCCCAUGCGUUGAGCCGUAUGUGCUCGCCGUCUCCAAUCUCGAUCUCAUUCACAGAUCCACGCAGUCUUCCGUGGCAUGCAUCUACCGUAAGCCUGCGUCCGGCGAUUUCAGCGCCGUCACGGCGGCCUUCCACGCCGAACUACCCGCCUUCCUCAACUACUUCUUCCCUCUGGCCGGCCGCAUCGUCACCAACACGAGCUCCGGCCACCCCGAGGUCCAGUGCUGCAACCAAGGCGCAGAGCUCGUCAUCGGACACGCCGGCGUGGACCUGGGGAGCCUGGACUGGAGCCGUUCGGAUGAGUCCUUGAAUAGGAUCAAGCUGGCGCAUACUGCUGAUGUUGCACUCUCGGUGCAGCUGGUAUCCUUCACCUGCGGCGGCUUCGCCGUUGUCUGGGCGACCAACAGCCUCAUCGCCGGAGACGGGGAAGCCGCCUCCAUGCUCGUUAGGAUGUGGUCCGAGUUCCUCUGCGUGGGGACCAUUGCCGUGCCGAACCACGACCGGUCGCUGUUCCUCCGGCCGCGCGACCCCCCGUCGUACGACGCCUCCAUGGACGGCAUGUUCACGCCAUGGCACCACGAGCACGAGGUCAACACCUUGACGGCGCAAGAGAACCUUGUGGAGCGCCUCUACUACGUCCAUAGGCGCGACAUCGAGAGGCUGCGGCAGAUGGCGAGCCGCGGCGGCCAGCGUAGCUCGCGCGUCCAGGCUCUGUCGGCGUACAUUUGGAAGGUCGUCGCCGGCGUCGUGGCCGCGUCAACGCGACAGGAGAAGCGCUGCCGCAUGGGAUGGUGGGUGGACGGACGGCAGCGGCUCAGGGCGCCCGCGCUGCGCAACUACGUGGGCAACGCCACCACAUACGUGGUGGAGGAGGCCGCCGUGGACACGAUCCUGCAGGCGCCGCUGGCGGACGUGGCGGCGACGGUGCGGGAGGCCAUCACAUCGGUGGACUACGAGGAGCGCUACAAACAGGUGGUGGACUGGCUGGAGAAGCACAACCCUGCGCCGCCGCCGCAAGGGGGAAGGAGAAGGAGGUUCGUGGAGGCGGCGACCGUGGGGCUCGGCAGCCCGACGGUGAGCCAGAUGGUGUGGGCCUCGUUUGCUGGCGACACCGACUUCGGCUUCGGGGAGGCCGCGCUUGCCAUGCCAAUGCCAGUGUCGGCGAGCACGAUGAAGCUAUGCUCGGGCUACCUGUGUGUUGUGUCGCGGCCAGCAGACGAGGCGCCGUGGAUCAUCCGCGCUUGCAUAUGGCCGCGUCUCGCCGCGGCGCUCGAGUCCGAUGAGCAGCGCAUCUUCAAUCCACUCACCGCCGAAUUCCUUGGCUUUUCUCAGCGGAGGAGUAGCGCUUGGGAUGCAAGGCCUCGUCUGUGAGUAAAUAAUAAAUCCUAUUGCAUGCGCAAAUUGGAA